Molecule: messenger RNA, 972 nt
Organism: Talaromyces marneffei
Lineage: Eukaryota; Fungi; Ascomycota; Eurotiomycetes; Eurotiales; Trichocomaceae
Exons: 2
Coding region: 1-972 (323 amino acids)
Source: RefSeq, a predicted model, not a curated record
AUGAAUCCAGACAUCAUCCGAAAAUUGAGUUUGCAUCUCUAUUUUCUCAGUGAUGUGGAUGCAAAUCAACGAGCGGAAAUCGGAAACAGUCUUCUCCAGUCCAAUGCUAUUGCAGGAUGGGGAAAUGCAAGAAACUAUUGGCCGCGAGUAGAUGUGUAUGCACCCUUGGGCAGUAUUGAAGCAUGCAUUGAGCACCAUCGACGUGAAAAGAUAUAUCGGCACCAGGCUGUCGAAGCGAUGCGCGCCGGUGUCGCUGCCGAGGCUAGAGAUGCGUGUGGACCCGAGAUGGACGAUGAUGAUCGUGAAGAGGCGGCACAGGAAGCACUAGGGGCAUUACGAGGCCUGGAAGUAUACCCGCAUAUUGUUCCCACAUGGUGUUGCUCUUCGAAAAUAGGGUUUGAUGGCCUACGGCAGUUUGAUAAGCGAUAUCAAAGUUGGAUCUUAGUGAUACCCGCGGAUUGUUACUCGUGGGAUGAUGUCCUGCAAAAGGGGAUCAUCCAUGUCAUGUUUGAUCAGGAUGUGUCACCUGCUAUGGAAACAUACAUGGAUGAUACUUGUGAAGAGGAAGAGUUAUCCCUUAUUGAAAAUGAUCGUACUGGUUGGAUAUAUAUUGAAAAAGUUGAUCAUGGCCCGCCGGUCCGAAUCGAACGCCUUUCUGUGGACAAUGAUGCGAAUGAAUUAGCGCUUCGUACCUACAACAUGGAUCCACAGAGCCCUGACGAAAUUAGAAGUCACUUGUUUCAUACAUGGUCGGAUUGGACGGGCGCGUUAUGGGAUUGUACUUAUCGCUUACCCGUCUGCGAUCCAUGCGACAAUGAGGAACCGCAUUUAAACUGCGAGUAUGAACUGAAUGACCAUUAUUUCAAUCAAGACGGGCAAUGUAUAGCCUGUGAGCGGUCCGAACAAUAUAGACGCCGCAGCAAACGGAUAUCAAAAAAACGAAAACGGGAUGAGAUUGCAAACAAUAAAUAG